Molecule: messenger RNA, 3094 nt
Organism: Ricinus communis (castor bean)
Lineage: Eukaryota; Viridiplantae; Streptophyta; Magnoliopsida; Malpighiales; Euphorbiaceae
Product: probable disease resistance protein At1g61300
Exons: 2
Coding region: 1-2646 (881 amino acids)
Molecular function (GO): protein binding; ADP binding
Source: RefSeq, a predicted model, not a curated record
AUGAGCGUGGAUCCUUGGCCAAUGAUUAAGGACAUUCUUACAUGCCUUGUUGGUUGCACCGCAGACAACGUAGUAGUUAUCAAUGAUCUUGGAGAUAACCUCACGAACUUAAGUCAAAAGUUGGAAACUCUUAUGCAGCAUUAUGGAGAUGUGGAGAGGGAAAUUGGAAGAGCUGGGGGGAGGGAGCUGAAGGAUAAAAAUCGAGUAGAAGGCUGGCAGAAAAGGGUACGAGAGAAGGCAGAAGCCGUGAAGAAGAUCUUAGAGAAAGGAAAUAAAGAAACACAGCAAAAAUGUCUCGGAGGUCAUUGCCCCAAGAACUUCUGCUCUAGCUAUAAGCUUGGUCUGACGGUGCUCGAAGAGAUCACAAAAAUUGAAAAUCUAACUGAGGAGAAAAAAGAUUUUGAUCUUGAUUUUGUUGAGCCCCAGAUUUCUCCGGUAGAUGAGAUAGUUGAGAUGCAAACUUUUGGCCUAGAUUUGCCCUUCAAAGAAGUCUGCGAAUACAUUGAGAGCCAUAGUGUGGGAAUGGUUGGAAUUUAUGGUAUGGGGGGCGUUGGGAAAACGGCCCUUUUAAAGACAAUUCAGAAAAAGUUCCUUGAAAAGAAUAGUUUCAAUUUGAUGUUCCGGAUUAAGCUGGCCAGGGAUACAAGCUUUUCUGAGAACCAAAUCUUGGAAAAUGUUCAGAAUAAAAUCCGUGAUACACUAAAUAUCCAUGAAGACGUAUGGACAAACAAAAGCAAGAAGAGCAGAGCCAACUUGAUACGGGCAGAAUUAAAAAGCAAAACGUUUCUUCUGCUGAUAGAUAAUGUAGGGCCUAAGUUAGAUCUGUCAGAAGCAGGAGUUCCUGAGCUAGAUAAGAGCCCUGGUUCAAAGCUAGUAUUUACAGCCAGGUCCAAGGAUUCCUUGGCUAAGAUGAAGAAAGUCUGCAGAGGCAUAAAGCCAAUUGAAAUGAAAUGCUUAAAACUCGAGUCAGCCUUAGAUUUGCUCAAGUGUAGCUCCGAUAAUGUAUCAAAUGCUAAUGAAGAAAUCAAAAGGCUCGCUAAAGAUGUUGCUGAAGAGUGUAAAGGUUUGCCACUUGCUCUUAUUACUGUCGGAAAAGUCAUGGCUAGCAAGAAGAAUGCUGAUGAGUGGCGGCACGCAAUAACACAAUUGCAGAGUUAUCCAUCACAAUUUCCAGGUAUGGCAGGUGAUGUCUUUCCCAAAUUGAAAUUUAGCUACGAUAGCUUGAGUGGCGAUGUCUAUAGAAAGUGUUUCUUGUAUUGUUCUCUAUUCCCGGAGGAACAAAAGAUUCGUAAGCGUGAACUUGUUAACCUCUGGAUCGGGGAGAGCUUCAUACAAAAGUUUGCUGACAUAUUUCAAGCGCGUUAUAAGGGGGCAGAUAUUAUUGGGAAUUUAGAGCGCGCAUAUCUGUUGGAGAGUGGUGUUUCAGAUGAUUGUGUUGAAAUGCAUGAUGUUAUUCGUGACAUGGCUUUGUGGUUAAGCUGCGAAGAAGGAAAAAAUGAGGAAAAUGUUUUGGUAUCACAAAAUGCAGACGUGAUUCCCGCACUGGAUCUUGAAAAAUGGGCAAAUGCAGAGAGGAUUUCAUUAUGGGGUCCCACUUUUGAGAACCUCAGUGAAAUACGAUCUUCACGCUGUAAGACUCUGAUUAUCAGGGAAACAAAUUUGAAGGAGUUACCAGGUGAAUUCUUCCAGAAAUCCUUACAAGUCUUAGACUUGUCCCAUAAUGAGGACCUGACAAAGUUACCUGUGGAAGUGGGUAAAUUGAUUAAUUUGCGACAUCUUGAUCUUUCAUUUACUGGUAUAAAUGCGCUACCGUUAGAGGUUCGGGAAUUGAAGAAUCUAAAGACUCUUCUUGUAGAUGGCACGGAGAUGCUUAUACCAAAGGUUGUAAUAUCACAGCUUUUGUCGCUGCAAAUUUUCAGCAAGGAUAUUCGUCAUCCCUCGAAUGAAAAGACCUUGUUGGAAGGGUUGGAUUGCUUGAAACGCCUAAUUUGCUUGGGUAUCAUCCUAACCAAAUAUGAGUCCAUUGAAUACUUGUUGAACUCCACCAAGCUACAAAGCUGCAUCAACAACUUAACUCUUGCGGACUGCUCAGAUCUGCACCAACUUAAUAUUUCUUCUUCAUCCAUGAUAAGAAUGAGAACUCUAGAAAUGCUUGAUAUAAGGUCAUGUUCUUUAGAGGAGCUGAAAAUUCUACCUGAUGAUAAAGGUCUAUAUGGCUGCUUCAAAGAACUGAGUCGUGUAGUCAUUCGCAAGUGUCCAAUAAAAAACUUGACGUGGCUCAUUUAUGCUCGAAUGCUUCAAACUCUGGAGUUAGAUGAUUGCAAUUCCGUGGUUGAAAUAAUAGCCGAUGAUAUUGUGGAAACUGAAGAUGAAACCUGCCAGAAGAUAUUCUCACAACUCAAGCGUUUAGAUUUGAGUUAUCUAUCCAGCCUGCACACAAUAUGCAGGCAAGCCCUGUCCUUUCCUUCCCUCGAAAAGAUUACAGUAUAUGAAUGCCCGCGUUUAAGGAAACUUCCGUUCAAUUCCGACAGUGCUAGAACCAGUUUAAAAGAAAUACGUGGAAAAGAGAACUGGUGGAAUGGGCUGCAAUGGGAUGAAGAAGUGAAGAAGAUCUUCUCUUCAAGAUUUGUCAAGUUAGCUUACUAGUGCAUAUCACUUUCCGAUAUUCAGGCUUUCGACUAAUGAACGGUCUUCUAUUGACAGUAGAUAGUGCUCACUUUUACACAAACACAAGGAGAAUAUGUCUUUAUUCCUCAGAAUAUUAUGAUGUCCAUAUAAAGUGAUAAAGAGCUUAGUCCAGCUCUGUUGAGAUUCUUGAAAAUGAUAGUGAGAUUAAAUUCCUUCACAUAUAUGUAGAUCGGGAGAUCAUGACUAUACAUUGCAAUCAUGUUUAUCACCAAUAUUAGCACUAGUAUUAUUGUUUGACGCUAUUGGUUGCCUAUCUUGACCUGUUAUUACUACGCAAAUAAUCACUCAGAAACAUUUUGAUGAUUUUCGCCAUGAAUAUCUGAAGUUUCAUAAUUGUGAUUUGCCUGCAUGAAUGAUAAAUCUUACUUUAAAUAUCUAGACGUGGUCAAGAUAACUAGCUUGGUUU